Strongylus vulgaris is the source of this 759-nucleotide messenger RNA. The record is from the annotation of a GenBank genome assembly. Lineage: Eukaryota; Metazoa; Nematoda; Chromadorea; Rhabditida; Strongylidae.
GCUCUUGAGUUUGUUUGGGGCACCGAUCCAAACAUGUUCGCUGUACGUGAAUCGGCAACGUCAAUGAAGAUCAAAAAGAAUUUCAAGGAUUACAAACAAAUCCGCACUGAUGUUGUAAUGGAAGGCAUUGACGGUGGACCACUACUUGCCGCCAGAUCUGCCACUAGCUUAUGCUUCUAUGAUUGGGAGACUGCACAAAUGGUGCGACGAAUAGAAAUUGCCGCCAAACACGUGUACUGGAGUGACAGUGGAGAAAUGGUUGCCAUUUGCGGCGACGAUUCAUUCUACGUGCUGAAGUACAAUCCAGAUGCAUUUGCGAACGCCUCUCCUGAAGAAAUUACUGAAGAUGGCGUCGAGGAUACUUUUGAAGUUAUUGGAGAACAGUCGGAAGGCGUCAAAACUGCGUUCUGGAUAGGAGACUGCUUCGUGUUCACGACAGUUUUGAACAGACUCAACUAUUAUGUUGGUGGAGAAAUUGUAACAAUCGCACACAUGGACAGACCUCUCUAUUUGCUUGGAUACAUGGCCAAAGAAUCACGUGUUUAUGCAGUGGACAAAGAGUUGAACGUUGUCUCAUACAGAUUGUUGCUUUGUGUUUUGGAGUACCAGACCGCUGUCAUGAGAAGGGAUUUUGAGACUGCUGACAAGGUGCUGGCUACAAUUCCAAAAGAGCAACGUACCCGGGUAGCGCACUUUUUGGAGAAGCAAGGAUUCAAACGUCAAGCUCUUGCUGUUUCACAGGAUCCAGAUCACAAGUAA